Molecule: messenger RNA, 9326 nt
Organism: Cavia porcellus (domestic guinea pig)
Lineage: Eukaryota; Metazoa; Chordata; Mammalia; Rodentia; Caviidae
Gene: Adgrg4
Product: adhesion G protein-coupled receptor G4
Exons: 23
Coding region: 1-8943 (2980 amino acids)
Biological process (GO): cell surface receptor signaling pathway; adenylate cyclase-activating G protein-coupled receptor signaling pathway
Cellular component (GO): plasma membrane
Molecular function (GO): G protein-coupled receptor activity
Source: RefSeq, a predicted model, not a curated record
AUGGCGGCAGCAGCAUCAGCAGCAGCAGCAGAAAAUAUCAAGUGUGAGGAUCUGGAGAAACUAGAAUCCUUAUGCAAUGCCAAUACACUUUCACUAAAAGGGAAAAGGCUGGAUUUUUCUGGAAGAGGUGACACGCACGUAAGCCUGACCAACACCAUUCCUGAACUCAGCAGAUUCACAGCAUGCGUUGAUCUGCUAUUCAUGGGUGACAGUUCAAGUUAUUGGAUAGCCUUUUCCUAUAUUACUAAUAACCCCUUUCGGGGCAGAGAAGACAUAGACCUUGGACUCGCAGGGAAACAUCAACAGCUACUACUUUACUAUUUAGGCAAGACUUUUUAUAUCAGUUACCAUCUAAUUCCAUUUCGAUGGCAUACAAUAUGCUUGAGAUGGGAUGGUGUGAAAGGCAUACUAGAGCUCUUCCUGAAUAAAAAAAGGAUAUUGAUAGUAAUGGAUCAGCCACACAACCUGACACCUAAUGGGACUCUGGUCCUAGGACACUUUCCGAAGAAUGGAGUUGGCCAGAUUAAAAGUUUGGUACCUCGCUUUACCAUCAGCUUGUACCACUUUCAACUCUGGGACCACAUCCUGGAAAAUGAAGAAUUUAUGAAGUGUUUAAGUGGAAAUGUAGUUAGUUGGGAAGAAGAUGUUUGGCUUGUCAAUAAGAUCAUCCCAACUAUUGACAAGAGACUGCGCUGCUUUGUUUCAGAAAAUAUGACAAUUCAAGAAAUAAGUACAACUCUGUCACAACAAAUAGAGUUAACAACUCCUUCCCAAGUUACUGGACUAAAACCACAAAAGACCAUAUAUUACUCUUCUGUGAUGUCUGAAAGCAUGCCUGUGUUUGCGACAGAUUAUGCAACCAUGUUAUAUUCCAAUACAACACUGCCACCUUCGGAAACAAUUACAUCAAAAAUCUUAAGAACAUCUAUAGCCAAAACAGCUACUUCUACAGCAGAUAUUUCAUCUAGUUCUGCAGCCAUGACUCUGCCUACCCAGAGUACAUCCAUAUGCAAUGCCACUGAUUCCAUGAAAAUAACUAAAUUUACGUCUUCAGAAAUCAUGAGGACAACAAAAAUAGUGGAAGCCAUGGCCACUAAGACCUUUCAUCCAACUACAGCUUCUAAUUUCCUUUCUGCAUCUGGAUUUACUAAGAAUUUAAUUGCACCUCAGACUUCAGCAACUGAAUCUCAGUCAGUCAUUAUGAAAACAGCAUCUUCAUUUUCAACUAGUGAGUCAACAUCCAUGUCUACAACAUCUUGGCCCAAACGCACAUCUACUGAUAUUAAAAUACCUCCUAGCUCCACUUCUGGACAAGAAUUUCUUGAGUCUAUAGCUGCUGUGACUGUACCUUGGUCCACAGUAGGAGGGAAUUCAGGUAAAAGUACUGGCAUUAGGACUACAACAGCAUUUACAUCCAAGUCUUCGCUUAGCUCCACAGCUGCUUCUAUAGAUUCUGUAUUUCCUAGAAAUCAGACAGUAGCUACACUGGCAACAACUGAUAUGAAAAUACCAUUUACAGCUCAUUCAGUGGUGCCUACUGAGACCAUGCCUGCCCUAAUUACAGCAGAAACAGAAUUGCCAUCUACAAACUUCCAGAAUGUCUCUUCACCCCAUGUGGAGGAUGCCAUAUCUACCUUCAUGCCACAAGAGACCUCUUCUAUGGCCCUUUCUCCCGUGACAUCCUUUCCAGUUACUGGAACGCAGAGGGUUCAGACAGGUACCAAUGCUGAGAGUUCACAUGCAACCUUAACUCUUGGAAUCACACAUGCACCGCCAGUGACUGAAACUACAUCCUCCCCCGAAAUCACAGAGCCAGUGAAUACCCAGAAUACACCCACAGCUGGUGACCGCAUGUUCACUUUGAUUUCGGCUAUAUCAGCUUCCACACCCAAGGCAUUUGAAUCAGGCCCCACAUCUUUAACCGAUGAAACAACCCAUUGGUUCUCUUCCAAGGAAACCACUUGGACUUCCAGGCCGAGCCGGACUCUGCUGACAUCUACUAAUACAACCACCAUACUUACAUUUGCAGCUAAUAAAAAUGACACAUCAGCAUUCUAUGGGAGUACUAUUAACACAGAAAAUUCAUCCACAACUACUAAUGUUAUCACCCCACCAGAAUCAUCUAUGGAAAGCAAGGCUAUCACUAGUGCUGAUGCUACUGGAGUCAGAUAUACAACAACUCUAUCCAAACUGGUGUCUCCGUGGCUUGCUAAUUUUUCCACCACUUCUGGAACUGUAUCUGUAACCGAUCUUCCUGAAUUUAAACUCACCACCUUACUAAAAACCAUCCCUAUACCCACAGUAGCUGCAAAUGAACUUCCUUCAACAGGGGAGACUGUUGUCUCACCAGUGGAUAUAGCAUCUACCCUUGCUGACAUUAAACUGAAUUUUUCUACCGAGGAGAGCUCUUCUGAGAUUAUACACACAGAAACGGAUGGUACAAGUGCAUUUGGCGAUACAACAGCCCUUGUACCAAAAUCUGCAACAACACAAAAAUCCGAUGAUACUAUGACAACUAAAGAAAUGACUUCCCAUCAUCUUAAAGGAAAAUCAACUAUAGAAGCAGUAUCUGAGGUUUCUUUGUUUUCAACAGUGCUGGAAGUGACAGAUGAAUCAGCACAAACAGUGACAGCUUCUGUCACUGUUUCCCCUUUCCUUGGUGGAGAAAAAUUGACUACCUCCUUGGAUAAUAAAACUGCUACUUCUGAGCUGGAAGGGAGUUCAUACAAUGGAAUCACAGAAUUCUUUAAUUGGACCCACACCUAUACAGCACACUGGACUCCAGUGACCCCCAAGGGGCAUUUGACUCUAUUUCCCACUCCUGAGAGUACCCAGAUGUUCCCUGAACUCCUGCACAGUUCCACCACAAGGAUAACAGGAACCCCGACAGACAGGACAGCUAUGUCCUUGUCUUCUAGUAUCUUACCACCAAAGGCUGCAGGUACUCAUCCAUCAGCAACUCAUAUACCUAUUACUCACACAUUCUCACUGCCAGUUACUUUCUCUCCUGUCACCUCCAUGGUGAUGUCUGGUGAGACUAAGAUGACUAUGCCUAUAACUUCUAAAGCAGCCAUGGAUUUUCCCACAUCUCUACCCUCAGAUGUCUCAAAUCUGUCAUCAGCUACAAUGUCAUCAGCAAUGGUGCCACCAUUGAGUCAAACAACUUCUAUGACCAAUGAUAUCAUGCCUACACAGACAGAUUCAAUUCAUACCACUUCAGAGGCCAUAGUGAUUUCUACCACAAUGACACCCAUGGAAGUUCCCUCUCAGACAGAAACUCUAGUCCCCUUGCCGAGAUCCCCUCUUCCUAUUACAACUAAGACUAAGGCCACACUUCCCUCCACCUCAGGCAAUGCAGUAACUCCGUCUACACACACUCUUGUUUGCUCAAAACCUGCUGCUGACAAUACUCCUAUUGUGCCUUCUCAUUUGAUCUCAACUGUGUCUACACCAGUAGCAACUCAGUCUGUGUCACAAGUGGAAGAAAUAUCUACCUCUGCUCUUAACUUUCCAUUUACUUUCAGUGGCAAUGGCGAUGUUGCUAGCUUGGCUACUGGCCCCACAGAGACUCCUACUGUCACUGAGACAAUACCUCCGCACACCUCUGCCAACAAACUUACUGCCUCAGUAGACGUCCGUGUUUCUCGCCCUUCCACACAUUUUGUAAACAUGCCAGCCUCCACCCAAUCGGUGACUGGCAUCUCUAUCUUACCUUCUGACAAAGAUCAGAUAAUCAUCUCUAUGGGGAAAACCUCUAGAACUAUGGAGGUGACAGAAAUGUCUCCAUCAAAGUAUUCAUUUAUUUCCAAUUCCCAGAGUACUUCAUCCUUGGAAAUGACUGAUACAGGAUUUUCUGAGACCAGAAAAAUGUCCAGCCACCAAACAUAUUUACCUUCAGAGAUUCCACUUGAAACUUCAGCUGACAGGAAUUCAACUUUAUCUACCACUUCCAAAAGCAUCUGGACUACACCACCCUUGACUUCAAAUAGCACAGUAGAUGUUUACUUUUCAGAAAUGUCUAACAGCCUUGGGAAAACAACUCUGCUGUCACGACCUUUAACAAAACCCACCCUUUUGUUUCCUGAAAAAGUAAGCACAAAUGCCCUUUCAAUUUAUACCCCUGGGACUGUGGAAAUGGUAGUAAAUUCCUCCUCUGUGACUCACCAGGAUGCUUCUUUUGUAGAUACCACAAUUUCCAGUACAACCAGGAUAUCAAAUCCUGAGCUCAUCAACAUAACUCUUCCCCAGUUCUCUUCACUUAACACUCAACCUGAGGUGACUUCAGUUACCUUUUCCAUUUCAGAAAACACACAGACUUUCCCCAAAUCCUUGUCCCCUUCCACAACUGCACUGUCCAAUUCUGAUUUUACAGUUACCUCUACUAAUGGGAUCAGUACAACCCUUUCUGUACCAAAUGUACCUAUACUUCUUGAGGAAACCUCGAUGGCAAUGUCAAUUCCUACUUCCCAGAUGUCCUCAUUGCCAAUUGAUGUCACGGCUUUCACCUCCAAAAAAGUUUCUGACCCUUUCACAAUAAUAAUGAUUAAAUCUUCCAAAACAACUUACCCAGCUUGUUUGAAAAGUCCUUCGAUAGCCACUUCUAGACCUGUGUCUGAGACAACUGCGCUUCCAGUUGAUGACUCUACCUUGUCCUCUGCAACGGUUUCUUCUGACACUUCCACAACACUUGAGUCACUUUCUACUUCAUUGUCUCCAACUACUCCUAGGACUACUGUGACCACACAAGCAUCUUCGUUGAAAGUCACACCUGUGACAUAUCCCGGGAUGACCUCAAAAAGCACGGCAGUUUCUUCUGCUUUCACUACUUCAGAAAUGACAGAAGUGUCCUCCAAGAUCACUCCUACUUCUAUUUCCUCUCCAACAGAGGCAACUUUUGUUUCUAUGAUACCUGUGCCAACCACUAAUAUGGCUGGGGCAGUGACUUCAGUUGUAGACACCACUGCCUCUUCACUACUCAGUUCUAAGAACACUGAAACGCUGCUUUCAUCUACUUCAGAUAAUCAUCAUACUUCCUUAAAUAUUCAGGUUUCCCCAUCUUGGACUAACUUCAGGAGCAUGCCUGGACCCACAGAAAGUAUAAAAGCUACCACUACUUACCUUUCCUCUAAUACAGGAAAGAUGAUUUAUUUAUUAGAAAAUACUUCUUUAACAACUACAUUCAGAAGUGCCACAUCUGAUGAUCUUGUUUUAUACCCUUCAUGGACCCCAUCCAGUGAAACUACACCCUCUUUGACAUCACUUCUUUAUUCAUCUAGCGGUAGUGAAGCUGAGUUUUCUACUCCAAAGAGCUCUCCUACAUCCCAAGUGGUUGGAUUUCCAGUUGUGGGAACAAGAAUCACAUCGAGUAACACCCAGUCUUUGCUUAUGACUUCUUGGAACACACACAGAGCUGAAGACUCUCAGUUUCCUCUUUCCACCCCUGCUCAUAACCCUACACUCAACAAGAUGGAAACAGAGACUAUACAGCUUGUUCCUGGGUCUUUGUCAAUGCUUGCAGCCUCUGGGACUAGUCUAGUCUCUACAGAUGCUUUGGCAGCAUCACUAAGCUCCACAUCAGGAAUUUUGCCUACCUUGGGGAUUUCUGAGAGCCCUUCAUUAUCAACAUCCUUAAGGGCUCUUCCUACUAGUUGGCAUGAUAUUAAGCACACAUUUGACAAAACAACCACAUUUAUAACUCCUGGGAGUACAGUCCCACCAAGUCCUUCUUUAAUCUCCAAGACCACUACUUCACCCAUACUAACUUGGAUUUUAUCUAGUCUUCCACCAGGUUCCUCCCAGAUGACAGUGUCUAAAGUUCCUCAUGCUGUAGCGUCCUCUAUGGUAGAGGCAUCAAAAUCAACACUUCCUGCUUCUGACAUGGCCACAUAUACAUUCACUAACUUUACAAAACUACCAUUUGCUACUGGAAGAACUGUACUCACCAAAAUUACUUCUAUACCUACACUGGGAAGUACCACUAGUGGCUCACCAACUUCUCUGCCUAUGUCUACCAGAGUCACAGAUAUCAGAAUGCACAGUCUCACAUCCCCUGAGACAACCUCCAGAACUAUUAUGACUGACAACUCCAGGACGGCUUUUAAACCUCCAUCCUUCAGUGGAAUGAGUGUAUCACCUUCUAUAACUAAUCGCACUGUAUCUUUUGGUUCCAUGCCACUACCUAGUGCUACAAAAAUAUCUGCAUGGAGCAAAACCCCAGCCACAUCAUCACCCACUUCUUUAAUUCUUCCCAAGUCCAUACUGGACUCCCUUAUAAAUGUAACUACUGCUACAUCUACCCCUACUGGAACCUCAUCUUCAUUCAUGUCUACUGGAGUGGCACAUUCUUCUACAGAUGUUGUAUCUUCAUUAAUCUCUUUGUCUUUUGAGACAACCUGGCUGGACUCCGCAUUUUCCUUUCUAACUACAGAAGCAAUGACUUCACCAAUUGCUAGUGAGUCCAUAGUUUCCUUCUACAAUAUCGAAAUGACAUUGUCUGUCUUUGAUGAAGAGUCAAGGGUCCUUAUUACCAGUAUUAUUCAUGAAUUUGCAAAAGAUUGGUUGAGUUUUAUAUUUGAAGACAGUGAAUUUUGUCUUGCUAAUCUAGCUGUCCAAAUUAAAGGCAGAGGCACUUCUGAGGAAGAAAUGGCCUUGUACUGGAGUAUUUUGGAACAGAGAGAAGGGCAAGCAAUGGCUACAAUUUCCCAUGUACCAUACAGCUGUGCUUGUCAGGCCAUAAUAAAGGCCACCUCCUCUUUGGAACCCAUGGAAUUGAUCAACAAGAUCAGAAAUAAAAUAUAUGGAAACCUCACACAUGGAAACUUCAUACAAGAUGACUUGAUAUUAUUGGUAAAGUCUGACCACAUUGUAAUGAAAAAGCUAGAUCCAGGAAUGUGCAAACCCGCUGAAACUCCCUCUAACUACAAAGGGACAUAUAAGUGGCUAUUAACCAACCCUACUGAGACUGCCCAAACUAGAUGCAUAAAAAAUGAGGAUGGAAAUGCCACUAGAAUCUGUUCAAUCAGCAUCGAAACAGGCAAAUCUCAGUGGGAAAAGCCAAGGUUCAAGCAAUGCAAGUUGCUUCAGAAACUUCCUGAUAAGAUUGUGGAUUUUGCUAAUAUUACCAUAAAUGACGAGAACGCAGAUGAUGUUGCAGAGCACAUUUUAAAGUUGAUAAACGAAUCGCCGCCUCUGGAUGAAGAAGAGACCAGAAUUAUUGUUUCAAAAGUAGACGAGAUUUCAAAGUGUGAUGAGAUAAGUAUGAACAUAACCCAGAUUAUGUUACAAAUAAUCAGCGCUGUUUUAGAAAAGCAAAAUGAUUCAACUUCCAAUCUGCAUCAAGUAAGCAAUACAAUUCUGAGGAUCAUUGAGCGUGCUGGCCACAAGAUGGAGUUUUCUGGGAGGACAGCCAAUAUCACGGUGUCCAGGCUGGCUCUGGCUGUGCUGCGGGCCCGCAGUUUUGAAGGCAUGGCCUUCAGCAUUCACUCCUGCGAGGAUGGCACAAGCCCGGAGAUUUACCUAGGUGCUGUCCCUCCGGGGAGGGUUUUGACUUCCAUAUAUUUGCCUAAGUCACUGAGGGAGAAAAUUCCUCUUAACAACUUACAAACCAUCUUGUUUAAUUUUUUUGGCCAAACUUCACUCUUUAAGACCAAGGAUGGCACUAAAACAUUAACCUCGUAUGUUGUGAGUGCCAGCAUUUCAGACAUGUCCAUUCAAAAUUUGGCUGAUCCAGUAGUCAUCACUCUGCAGCACACGGAAGGAAAUCUGAAUUACCAUCAGCUUCACUGUGCCUUUUGGGAUUUUGAGACUAACAAUGGGCUAGGUGGAUGGAAUUCAUCAGGCUGCAAGGUAAAAAAAACAACCGUAAAUUACACAAUCUGUCUGUGUGAUCAUCUCACCCACUUUGGAGUUUUAAUGGAUUUAGCCAGGUCGGCAGUGGAUCCAGUGAAUGAACAAAUAUUAGUGGUUAUCACAUACACUGGAUGUGGCAUCUCCUCCAUUUUCCUGGGAAUUGCAAUGGUGACAUACAUAGCUUUCUACAAACUUCGAAAAGACUAUCCUUCCAAAAUCCUGAUCAACCUGUGCACAGCAUUACUGAUGCUAAACCUAGCAUUUUUGAUCAACUCAUGGUUUUCAUCAUUUCAGAAUGUGAGCCUUUGUGUCACAGCUGCAGUGGCACUUCAUUACUUCCUGCUUGUUUCCUUAACUUGGAUGGGCCUGGAGGCAGUUCACAUGUAUUUUGCUCUAGUCAAAGUCUUCAACAUAUACAUUACAAAUUACAUCCUUAAAUUUUGCCUAGUUGGUUGGGGACUCCCAGCGAUCACCGUGGCAGUCAUACUCAGUGUGAGAAAAGAUAUAUAUGGGACUCUGAGCCCAACAACUCUGUUUUGCUGGAUUAAGGACGAUUCUACCUUUUAUGCUUCAGUGGUGGCUUAUUUUUGCCUCAUAUUUUUUGUGAAUCUCUCCAUGUUCUGCACUGUUCUUGCUCAACUGAAUUCCAUGAAAUCCCAGAGGCAGAAGACUCGGCGCAAGAUGAUCCUACGUGACCUCAAAGGCACACUAAGCCUGACAUUCUUACUGGGCCUCACCUGGGGGUUUGCUUUUUUUGCCUGGGGACCUGUGAGGAUCUUUUUCUUGUAUCUUUUUGCCAUUUGCAAUACUUUGCAAGGAUUCCUCAUUUUCGUGUUUUAUUGUGUGAUGAAGGACAGCGUGCGGGAGCAGUGGCGCCUACAUCUCCCUUGUGGGUGGUUGUGUCUGGGUAACUUUUCUGAUGGGAGCAGCAAACCUGGGGCAAAUGUUGGGUAUAAAAAAGAGCGAAUGAAGAAGACCUUUGAGCACAAAUUGUUGACUCCAUCCCUCAAGUCAACUGCAACUAGCUCCACUUUCAAAUCUUUAGGCUCUGUGAAAGACACUCCUUCAGAAAUAAGCUUCUCAAAUGGCAGAUGACUGAAGAAGAUCCCUACUGUUUGUCUCCCUUGAGUUGCAUAGUUAUGCUUGAUUGUGUAAGAAGAAUAUUACCUUCAGAAAUCAAAAUGAAUUUUAUUCAACAACAAGAAUUUGUUUUAAAAAAUCAGUCUCAGCAGAGAUGUCUGCUUCCUUACCCCGGGAUUGGAGAAAAUGUUGAAUUUCUGAAACGACCUGCUCCAACCUCGUAUUUAAAGUAUUGUUUUGAAAAGAAAAUAAUGAAAUAAUAUUUAGUGAAUAUUAAAGUCAGAAUAAUCCUCCUAUUGACUGCUACAGUUUCUUUGCUUUUAGAUAAGAUCAGAAUUUUAUGUUAUUCUAGGGAGGAAAGUUUCAUAUAUUACAGAUUUUGUUUCAAAAAUUCUUAA